Messenger RNA from Trametes versicolor FP-101664 SS1, 1485 nucleotides. RefSeq lists its product as uncharacterized. Gene Ontology annotation, cellular component: nucleus. The coding region runs from base 1 to 1485 and encodes 494 amino acids. Lineage: Eukaryota; Fungi; Basidiomycota; Agaricomycetes; Polyporales; Polyporaceae. Gene Ontology annotation, molecular function: mRNA binding. Gene Ontology annotation, biological process: RNA processing. The transcript has 8 exons. The record is from RefSeq and is a predicted model, not a curated record.
AUGUCUACACCCACCACAGCGAUAAAGGAGGCCAGUGCGGUCCACGAAGAAAAUAUGGAGGGUGUCCAAACCUCGGCCUCUUCGAAGGAGGACGCAGCGACCUUGACGGAAGGAGAGACAAAUGAGGAGAAGGAGAAGAUGCUAAGUGCGGUGCGGCAAGUCGAAUUCUACUUCGCGGAUUCAAAUCUGCCGUUCGACAAGUUUAUGUGGACGCUGCAUACGGCCAACUCAGAGCACUGGGUCCCUAUCAAAACUGUCGCGUCGUUCAAACGUAUGCGUGACUUCCAAUCCCAGGGGGUUGAAUGGGUCGUGAAGGCCCUCCAGUUGAGCGAGGAGCUGGAGGUGGACGAGGCGGGCGAGAAUGUUCGCCGGAGGACAGAAGUUCAACCUCCCAAGGGUCAAUUUGAGCGCAGUAUAUAUGCGAAAGGUUUUGGUGCGGAAGACCCUAGUCUGCAGAAGAAGUUGGAAGACUUCUUCAACAAGUACGGGAAGACUAAUGCCGUACGGAUGAGGCGGGUAGAUGGUACGAAGGAAUUCAAGGGCUCCGUGUUCGUCGAGUUUGCCGACUUCCAGUCCGUGGAGACAUUCCUCAAUGCCGACCCCAAGCCCACCUGGGAAGACAAGGAGCUUCUCAUCAUGUCAAAAGAGGCAUACUGCGACAUGAAAAUCAAGGAGAAGGGCCUGAGCGGUAAGGCCGCGGACCUACGCAGGCAGAAUAUUGCAGGAUCCGGCCGUAAAGGGUUCAACGCAUUCGCUGAGAUGGCGGCGAAGGAGAAGGGUGGCGACAGGAAGGGCAAGGACAAGCCCAAGGGCGAGGUUUACCUUGAGUUCUUGGGGAACAAAAUCCGCGUUCACGACGAGGACGGCGGAAGCGUCAAACCUGAAGACGUUCCCCUGGUCAAGGGUGCUUCGCUCAAGUUCGACGGUGUCGGAGACGAUGUCAGCUUUGACGAGAUCAAGGGUACGCUUAAGGAGCGCUUUGCUCGUGCACCCUUUGUCAAGUACAGCAAGGGCGAUAGCUGGGGCCUGGUCGGCUUUGACAAGGCACUAUCAGAGGAAGACGUUUCCUACGUGAAGGAAAACCUAAAAAAGCUCAGCGGCAAGGAUAUCGCGUGGUCCGUCCCCGAAGAGGAGCAAGAACGCGCCUUCCAGCUCGAGAGGGCAGCGUCUGCCGCUAAACGUGCCCUCUCCUUCUCGCAGAACCGCGAUUCCAGGGGUGGUGGCCGGGGUGGCCGUGGUGGUCGCGGCGGUCGUGGCGGACGUGGUGGCCGGGGCGGACGCGGCGCACGUGGCGGCCGUGGUGGUGCCCGGGGAGGCGACCGGUCAGAAAAGUCUGGCGAGGCGGCCAACGACGAGCAAGCGGGCGAGAAGCGGAAACGGGCGGUCGAGCCCGACGGCGGCCCCAACAUGGGCGUCCGCGGACAGGGUGUCCCCGUCAUUCAGAGUUCGAAGAAGGCGAAGACGGACGGCGAGGCGGCGUCAUAG